Molecule: messenger RNA, 1464 nt
Organism: Cercocebus atys (sooty mangabey)
Lineage: Eukaryota; Metazoa; Chordata; Mammalia; Primates; Cercopithecidae
Product: gamma-glutamyltranspeptidase 1-like
Exons: 5
Biological process (GO): regulation of immune system process; regulation of inflammatory response; peptide modification
Cellular component (GO): plasma membrane
Molecular function (GO): glutathione gamma-glutamate hydrolase
Source: RefSeq, a predicted model, not a curated record
AUGGAAGCCUGUGGGUUUGCACCCUUUUAUGUGCCACAUGGCAGGGACGCACUGCGGGACGGUGGCUCUGCGGUGGACGCAGCCAUUGCAGCCCUGUUGUAUGUGGGGCUCAUGAACACCCACAGCAUGGGCAUCGGGGGUGGCCCGUUCCUCACCAUCUACAACAGCACCAUGUGUGAGUGCCUCAGGAGAGGAAAAGCUGAGGUCAUCAACGCCUGUGAGGUGGCCCCCAGGCUGGCCUUUGCCGGCAUGUUCAACAGCUCGGGGCAGUCCCAGAAGGGCAUCCCAUUCACUCAUUUGUUCAUUUGUGGGGAUGGCGCUCUAGAAUGUGAGGUGGAGUCUCUCUUUUCCAGUCUGGUCUCCAGUGGAGAGGAGGCCCCCAAAUUCCCCAGGGGGCUGUCAGUGGCAGUGCCCGGGGAGAUCUGAGGCUAUGAACUGGUUCACCAGUGGCAUGGGCGGCUGCCCUGGGCUUGCCUCUUCCAGCCCAGCAUCCAGCUGGCCCGCCAGGGCUUCCCCGUGGGCAAGGGCUUGGCAGCAGCCCUGGAAAACAAGCCGACCGUCAUCGAGCAGCAGCCUGUCUUGUGUGAGGUGUUCUGCCGGGAUGGAAAGGUGCUUCGGGAGGGGGAGAGACUGACCCUGCCGUGGCUGGCUGACACCUACGAGAUGCUGGCCAUCGAGGGUGCCCAGGCCUUCUACAACGGCAGCCUCACAGCCCAGAUUGUGAAGGACAUCCAGGCAGCUGGUGAGUGGAUAACCUCAGGGGCCUGGGUGAGGAACCCUGCAGUAGAAACCCUGAGCCGUGGCCCAGAGCCCUGGGGUCUUCCUGUCCUGCCUGAGCCUGCAGGAAGUUCCUGGUGGAGGAGGGUCAGUGGCCGGCCAUGUGGGUCCACAGCUCCUGGGUAUGUCAAAACCAAAAGAGACCUUGCGGUCCAGGAGAGCAAGUCCCUGGUGGGGUAAAUGCAGGUGUAGGCAAGAGCCAGGGCUAGGGAAGCACUAGAAUACAGCCUGAAGAUCCAGGAGGACUUGGAGGAGGUGGUGGCUGGGCUGCAGAUAACUUUGUUAGGCAGGGAGAGGAAGGGAUUCCUGGCAGAGGAGCAGCUGGGCUAAGGCCCAGGGAGAGGGGGCUUUGAUUCACCAAGAGGGUUACAAGGGAUGAGGGUCACCUUGAGAGAGGCGUGGGGAAGGGGCUUUGUGGGGCAGGGGCCUGGAGCUUGGCUGUGGCUUUCUUCAGGUAAUUUUUGUCACUGUUUCAUGGAGGAGGGUGAUUAGCAUGUUGACCUUUACCACUGAGGCUGGAAAUUGGCAUGCCAAUACCCUGUCUGUCUGGAGCUGACUCCAGGAGAAUUAAGAGCCUCCCUCCCUCCCUCUAUCCAUUCAUCGUGAGGAGAAGAGGCCAAACGGCUGGGACACCGGCAGGAAUUCUCCACUUAGAAAAGGCCUUCUGAUUACUUUGGGAGGCCGAGG